UCUACACAGCUAAAGAGAUUUGUCAGAGAAUCAGCAAUUAAGAAAACCUGGAUCACUUUCUAUCCCUGUGGACUCCUUCCUUCAAAGAACAAGGACAGAAGAAAGGAAACAGGACCCUCAUGGAUGGGGAAAUGGGUGGCCCCACCCACCUCUGAAUAUGGAACACUGACUUAUACUACAUCAGACCAUUGGUUCAUCUGGCUCAGUAUUGUCUACACUAACUGGCAGCGGCUCUCAGGAUUUCUGAGACGGAGUCUCUCUCAGCCCUACUUGGAGAUGCUGGAGACUGAACCUAGAACACUCUGCAUUCAAGGCUUUCCAGAUGACACACACAGUCCUGUUGCCUUUUCUUGCAUCAUACAGCCGCUAAACCACAUGCUUUCGCCCAGAACAAGCAUUUUUUCAUCUCACUGCCUGGGAACAGCACAUAUUUCAAAAGAGGGCAAGAUUCAAUCCUUUGAUGCCAUUAAAAUUAAACCAUCAUUAAAGAUAUACAACAAAGUAAAAGUUCUCAGCAAAGAUCCCGGUCUUCAGAAGAAUGCGUUAUGUGACCAGGCUGCCUGUCGCCACCUGUUCCAGCUCCUGUGGUGCCCUACCACAGCACCCCCACUGCCCUCUGGUAGGCUUACUGGGAGGGCCCAGCAAGAUCGCACUCAGGGUGCCUUCCAGGCACCUUGCCCUCAAACCUGGUGCCUGGUCUGCUCAGUGCUUGAAUGCAGGCCCAUGGGUGAAAAGUGUUCCUGUAUACCAAGAGUCUCUGAGCUUGGGCAGCUCAAUAACAAAAGAAUUUGGCAAUUCCACAGAAAUCCUGCAGAAAAUUUCAGUGGAAAUGAAAUAGCCAGGACUAGCACUAGCUCCAAUAUCACAUGCAUAAAAAAUAGGAUAUUGACAUAUUUUGCAUGAUAUCUGUGUGGUUUUUCAAUUAUGCAACUCCUUUUGUCUGCCUCACUUUUUAUGUUUUAGUUGCACUUUAGUGUACUGUUGUAUAAGAAUAAAUGUAUACAGAUAACCAUAAAAUGGAAAUCCUCCUAUGCAUUGCCACAGAACACGCUUCACUAGAUGGUUCUUAGCUCUUCAGAACGGGUGAAAGAAGUGAGAUUAAAAUUUACGGACCAGAUUUAUGGACAGUUCACACAGGGGCUUGUGCACUAGCCCCUACGCUGAUUGAAAACUAACUGUCUGUAGCAGCUGCUGACUCUGGUCUUUCUACAGCAGUGGUAGCCAGCAAGGUGCCCUCUAGAUGUUGUUGGACCACAACUCCCAUCAGCCCCAGCCAGUAGGGGUCAGGAAUGAUGGGAGUUGUUGUCCAGUAACAUUAGGAGGGCAUCACGCUGGCUACUCUUAUUCCACAGAAUAAUGCAAUGGUAGUGGAAGAACCAUGUAGCCCUAAGCUCCUUGGAAGAAACCUGCUCCAACUCUCUGAGCAGCACCACUGCCUGCCAUUGUUUGCCUUCUCGCCCUCCUCUGUGGCUCAACACACCUCAGGCCUUACCAACUUCUUGACAGCUGUCAGUGGCCCAAAAUUCUCCUGUUAGAUCUCUGCCCUUCUUACCCAGCUUCUCCAAGCUACAACCUAGCACCACAUACCUUCUCAUCGAUCUGCUGUCUCUUCACUUGUGAAGAAAGCCUUCCACCUGUGCAUAUAUACAUACAUACGCAGAGAGACUAUAUAUAUUCAGUGCAGUAAGGGGUGUAACCUUCCCCCCCUUAAGGCCAAUAGGAAUGGUUCCCUCCCCUUAAGACCAAUAGGAAUGGUUCCCUCCCCUUAAGACCAAUAGGAAUGGUUCCCUCCCCUUAAGACCAAUAGGAAUGGUUCCCUCCCCUUAAGGCCAAUAGGAAUGGUUCCCUCCCCUUAAGACCAAUAGGAAUGGAACAGCUGUGCUGUCUAAUGCUAGCACAGCUUGCCAGGUCUUUAGAAUUCAUCGCAUAAAAAAAAAAAGAGGUGUCAGCACUCAAGUCUCCAUCAAGUUCCAUCCUAUUUCAUAGAAGCCUGCAUUUCCCCUCUCCCUGAUCUGGUAUAUGAGAAUUAGUGUACUAAAGACACUUCUCAAAUGCUCAGACACUACUCUUUGGAUAAGAUUAUUAGCAAUAGGAAUGGAACACCUGCGCUGUCUAAUAUUGAAAUCUUGGUUGCUAUCUGUUACACGUUGCAGCAGUGUGUUCAUUUUGUAUUUCCUAAUUGUUGGUACAGACAACCUCACAGUCACAAUAUUGCUUUUAAUUAAUACUUUGCUGGCUUUUUGUUUUGUGCUAGGUUUUUAUACUACUGUGUUGACUUGUUUUAUGUUUGUUUCUAUUUUGUGUUUUUGUUAAGAUUUUAUAUUGAUUGUAUAUUUUUAUUAUUUUAAUUAUAUUUGUAAGCUGCCUGAACUCUGUUUUUAACAAUGAAAGGGCAGGAUAUAAAUCCUCUUAAUGAAUAAAUAUUCCAUAGUGUUGGAAACUAAAGUCUAGACUCUAAGCAUUUAAAAUAAGAUUCCUCACAUCCACCCCCAGUUUUGGGUGGUAAUUACUAGGCACAAAAACAAAACAACUGGACAACGCAACCAUUAAUAUGCUUAAUUUGCCUAAUCAACAAAUAAUUUGCAUAAUAUGCAAAUUAGCCUGACCAGAUUUAUGGAACUGGAAAAUGGCAAUUCUAUCAUAGUUGGACUGAGCCAGGAAAUGCCUUGCCUAAAGCAUUCAGCUCUGACUGCUGGAAGCCACACUCUGUAUGGUCUCCAAAUCAAGAGUUAUUCUUAUCUUUGCACUAACAAGAGAGACUUUGCCACAAGAUGCUGUCCCCAAAUUGCAUUCUCUAAUUAGAUGCAAAUGAAUGCAGUGCUCCAGCUCUUUCUGGGCAAUGCGCUAGGAUAAGAGUAACAUAAUGUUACUGAAAUCGCUUUGAGGAGCUCACAGGCAGGCUGUUUCUUGCAUUUUUUUUUUUUUUUAAAGAUUUAAAUCUGAUUUAACUUUUUGUUUUUGAUUCUUCCCCUCCCGACUGGGAAACUCCUCUUUAAGGAAUCCAGCUGGGGUGAUCUCUGUUUGGCUCUGACACUGGCAGACUCUGUCAGUCUAGGGCAAUUGCUGCAGCCAGCUUUUAAAACAGUUCAGGCCUUUGUGAAGUGAUUGUUUCAGUUCUUUCGAGAGGGGCAUGGAACCCCCCCCCCCCAGAUUUCUUCAGAAAUAUCUGCCCUGCGGGAGGGUUUGAGUGGCACAGCCAUGCUUUGGAGGGCCAAACAUAGACUUAAAUUCAUUUAUUUCAACCAAAGUCAGCUGCAAUUGCAUAUAAAGGAGCAGGGGGAGGUGCCGAAUUUCUAGCAUCUUCUGCUUAAGACUGAGCAUUUUCUCUCAACUUUGGAAAAAGUGCCUGAGGAACAAACUGUGGAUUUAACACCCCCACCCGCACUACCCUUUUGACAUAAAAACCAGCUCUGCCCCACUUCAUAUGCCAUCCUGGUUUAAACAAACAGAUCUGCUGACUUUGCACCCUAGUUGUGCCCGGAGUGAUCACGUAGAAAGCUAGCAAAUCAAGGAAAGGGUUCAGCAAGAGCCUUUCCCCUUGAUGUGUUUUUAAAAAAACCACACACACACACACACGUCACAUACCAUACUGUCUCAGAAGGGACACCAUUCAGGCCUUUUUAAUGUGAUUGCGUUUCAGUUGUUUCAAGAGGAGCAUGGAGCUCCCACAUGAAUUGCCAUAACAGAAGAAGAAGAAUGAAGAUUUUGCUGAAUGUGUACCAUGCUCCUAACUAAUCUGUUGAUAUGUAGUGCUGAAGAGAUGGAAUUGUGUACCAAGAAGUCCCUGGUUUGAAUUUUGCCUGUGGCAUGAAUUUGUUUUUAUAAUUGUAUGAAUAUAUUGUUGUAGCCCAACAUCCCAUAAAUCUUAUAAAUAAAUAAAAUAAAAAUACUGUA
This is a messenger RNA of Rhineura floridana, 3894 nucleotides long. RefSeq lists its product as uncharacterized. The record is from RefSeq and is a predicted model, not a curated record. Bases 124 to 903 code for a protein of 259 amino acids. The transcript has 7 exons. Lineage: Eukaryota; Metazoa; Chordata; Lepidosauria; Squamata; Rhineuridae.